This is a messenger RNA of Nematocida homosporus, 1029 nucleotides long. Its product is annotated as cAMP-dependent protein kinase regulator. NCBI's taxonomy places the organism in Eukaryota, Fungi, Microsporidia. The transcript has a single exon. The record is from RefSeq and is a predicted model, not a curated record. Bases 1 to 1029 code for a protein of 342 amino acids.
AUGGCAACAGAUGUCUUCGCUAGGGCCGUAGCGAUUAUUAGCGGUUAUUUAGGUAAAAGAGGCGCGGAAAUUGAAAAUCCGCUUAAGUUUGCCUAUGAUGUCUUAGCGCUUUAUUUGAUCAACUCCGAGAACGAAAACGUUGAAGGACUAUCAGAGGACCUUUUGGUUAGGGCUGCCGAAGAGGUUCUGGAGGUGGAAGAAGAACUCAUGAGCAAUGAACAGGAUAUGUUCUCUUCCGCAGAGGCUAUACCUUUAUUAGACCAUCCGGAUCAGAGCCAUCGGAAACGUCGGGGAAGUGUUUGUGCUUCUGCUGAUCCUUUUGCCCCUUUGCUCGAGUAUCCCAAGAGUACUGAGCUCUUUGAAUUUCUUUUAUCUAUUCUCUGGCGCUCGCGCGUGAUUAGCCGGACUAUGAAUCCGGACCAGAUGAAGAAGCUCGUCUCAACCAUGUACUUGGAAGAGAUAUCCGAGCACUUCCAGCUAAUCACCCAGGGAGAUUAUGGGAAGACAAUGUACCUGAUUGAAAGCGGGACCUUUCAGGUCAUUCAGAAUGGAGAAGUAGUCUCUGUUCUAGCCGCUGAGUCCUUGUUUGGAGAAAUCUCGUUGUUGUACAGCUUUCCCCGGACAGCCACGGUGGUUUGUACCUCGCCAGCUAAAGUAUGGGUGGUGAAUGCAGAUUCUUAUACGGCUAUCUUAAUGGCGGACCAGCGGAAGAGUCGAGAGAGAAUUUGCCAGGUCUUGGAAAGGAAUUCCAACUAUACCCAUUUAACUGUUGCUGAAAAGGACAAGGUACUCCGGUGCACGCACUUAAUGAACUUUUCCCCGAACGAGACUUUGGAUGUGGCAGAAACGGGUGUUUUUAUGCUAAUUAAUCCAGAGAGUACUACUAUUCAGAGUGCAGCGGGUACAGAGACUGUUCUUUCAUCUGGUGAUAUCAUUGCUAAAGGAAGCAUCUGUCGGGAGUACCUCUCCUUGCUCUUUAUUCCGGACAUCAUCUACCCCUUCUUAGGCCUAGUUUCAUACUUAGGUUAG